AUGGAAUCUUCGAAAGGGACAGUCUGCCAAGCUCAAGAGGGCCCCAUUCUUUGCACCAACAACUGUGGUUUCUUUGAAAGUGCUGCCAUGAUGAAUAUAUGUUCUAAAUGCCCCAAGUCAAUGAUUUCAGAACAGCAACAGUCAAAACUUGCAGCUUUUUCCAUUGAGAGCAUUGUUAAUGGUAGUUCAAGCAGCAUUGAGAUAGAGCCAGUCUUCGUUGACAUGGUGGAUGUGCAAGCUAGAGCUGUGGAGCUAAAGACUGCUUCUAACCCUGCAUCCUCGAAUUUAGCAUCAGACAGGUUUUCAGACGUGAAGGCAAAAGAAGGCUCCAACAGGUGCACCACUUACCACAAGCGUUUAGGUGUAAUGGUUUUCAAUUGCAGUUGUGGGAAUCCUUUCUGUUCAGUUCAUUGUUACUCGGACAAACAUGACUGCCAAUAUGAUUAUCGGACUGCUGCUCGUGAUGCUAUAGACAAAGCAAAUCUUGUUGUUAAAGCAGAAAAGUUUGAAAAGAUCUAA
This is a messenger RNA of Fraxinus pennsylvanica, 519 nucleotides long. The record is from the annotation of a GenBank genome assembly. NCBI's taxonomy places the organism in Eukaryota, Viridiplantae, Streptophyta, Magnoliopsida, Lamiales, Oleaceae.